AUGGUGGCCGCUCGACGACAUCGCCGCCGCCGCCGCCCGAAGGCCUCCCCCUCGCCAGACCUUGCUGGACGCUCCCGCCAGACCUCGCCGUCCCCGUCCUCCUCCCCGAACGGCUACAACGAGCCACGUCGCCCCCUCUUCCCUCCAUCGCCGGUGAGGCCCCGCCUCCCGCCUCCCGCCUCCUCCCUUUCCUCCCGUCGCCGCGCCGUGUACCACGCCCCUUCCGGCAUGCCCCUGCUCACGCUCCCCCGCGCCUUGCCGCGCGCCUCGCCCUGCAUCGCCUGUGUUCCCUGCCGACCGCGGUCCGCGCUUCCCCUGCUCGCACCGCCGCGCCGCCCUGUCCCCUCGCCCCGCCACGCCUCUGCUCCGGCCCCGGCCACGCGCCGACCCCUUCCUCCCCCUCCCCUGCUGGCCGCGUCGGGCGCCGGCGCCCACGCGCCCACUCCGGCCCCGUUCCGGCCUCGCCAUGCCCUGGCUUCGCCCAGUGGCCGCGUGCGCGCGGCACAGCCGUGUUUGGCCGGCCACAGCCGCCGCCCCACCCUGGGUCACUGA
Molecule: messenger RNA, 552 nt
Organism: Aegilops tauschii subsp. strangulata
Lineage: Eukaryota; Viridiplantae; Streptophyta; Magnoliopsida; Poales; Poaceae
Source: RefSeq, a predicted model, not a curated record